Macrosteles quadrilineatus (aster leafhopper) is the source of this 7159-nucleotide messenger RNA. Its product is annotated as zinc finger protein 774-like. The transcript has 8 exons. Lineage: Eukaryota; Metazoa; Arthropoda; Insecta; Hemiptera; Cicadellidae. The record is from RefSeq and is a predicted model, not a curated record. Bases 350 to 2818 code for a protein of 822 amino acids.
AACUCAGCCCCCUAUUUAACCAACCAAUACGUUGGGCAGAAAAAGAAAAAAGGAAUAGACCAAAACCAAGCCUAUCCUUAAUAAUAAUACAAAACCAAAUGGCCGUCUAAGUUUGUGAAGCUUGAGUAGGCCUAGUUGUUAUGAGUUUUGUUUAUUAUGAAAUGUAUGUUGGAGUUUACAUGUGUUUUCUGUGCAAGUGGAAUGUUUUCUUAAAACUUUUAUUUUAACUAACGUGUUUAGAAUAAACUUUUGGAAUAAAUGGUUCUGCUCGUUUCAGUUUCAUCGUUAUUUAUUUUGAUGCAAGUAUUCGUUUUAUCGUUAUAUUUAAGUUGCUGUCAAUAUUUGGCCCAUGUUAAGAUGUAAUGCUGAAUAUUCUGCUUUGGAUUCUAUAAAGUUAGUAUCUGACAAUCUAUCUGAAAGAGUGAAACUUGAUUGUGCAAAUAACUAUGAACUAUGUGAAAAUAAAGAUGGUGUUCUCAUAGCUAAUAAAAUAAAAAGUGAAGUUAUUGAGGUCUCAAGUGAAACAAUAGUAAAUGGCUGUUCAUCUUUGAAGUCUCCUGAGGUUAAGGGUCAGAAGACACUAUACCAAGACAGUGGCAAAGGGAAUAGUAUGACUGAUAUGAGCUUGAACAGUAACUUAAUGUUUAGAAGUAUGUUUUUCAUGAAUGAUGAAGCUACACGACAUUUUUUGGCACCACCUUUGCCCCCAGUACAGCCAUGUGAUAUGCAAGCAGAUUACAACUUCCAGAAGAAGUUGAUAUCUCAAGUAUCAGGUUCCAGCACUCCAGGAUCAUCAUCAGUCACUACGAGCAGUACAAACACUGGUAACAUCAGUGUGUCUUCGGCCAACAUUAACACAAGUGGACAAAGCACGACAGGUACCAACACGACCAAUCCUGGUAACCAACAGACGACAGUGAGUGUAGGUUCAGCUACAUCUCCUGUGGACAACAAACUCAACAUAACUCUGCCUAAACAGAGACCUCACACCUGUGAGGAGUGUGGCAAAACAUUCUUGAUGAAGCAUCAUUUGCUCACUCACAUGCGGGUAGUACACACUGGUGAAAGGCCAUAUGUAUGUCCUGAGUGCAACAAGAGCUUUGCACUAAAGCAUUGUCUCAGCACUCAUCUGCUGCUACAUACAGCCGAACGCCCUUACAAGUGCAACGAGUGCAACAAGAGCUUCACACUUAAACAUCAUCUGGUGAGCCAUGAGCGUGUCCACACCAGGGAUCGACCGUUUGAGUGUACUGAGUGUGGACAGCGGUUUCCUCAGAAGAGGCAUCUUUCAACACAUAUCAAGUUCCAUUCUGGAGAAAGGCCAUUCUCAUGUCAGGUUUGUGGAGAGUCAUUCUCAAGAGAGGAACACUUGGUGAUGCACUCGAGGUUCCACGGAGGUCUCAGCCCCUACAACUGUCCUGACUGCGGGGCCGGGUUCUUGCGCAAGUUUGAGCUGGUGAAUCACGAGCGACAGCACGGCCGCAACCCUGAGUCCUGCCCCCAGUGUGGCAAAGAGUUUCUGCAGAAACGCACUCUGCUGGUGCAUAUGCGCUCCUGCAAUGGCAGUGGACCUGUCAAUCAGCAGUCCUUCUCACCCACCAGAUUCAAUGAGAGUGGUUCCCCUCCUAGAUUUACUGAUAGCUCUCCAACAAGAUUUAACGAUGGAAUUAACCAGCGGUUUCCAAACAAUAGUAAUUCUUCUCCGAGAUACUCUGAAAACAGCAGUAGCCAGUUCAGGUUCCCUGAGGGCCAGAUCAGGUUUAACAAUGAUAACACACCCUCACCUUCUACUGUACCUUCAAUGCAAGCCCCAAAAGACAAAGUUUGCAAGGAGUGUGGGGAAACUUUUGCAAGUGUUGAAGGACUUGCUCUACACUUACGUUUACACUUUGGGGAUCACAGUUUCCUAGCUGACAUUUGUAGUUUAGCUGCGUCUUUGAAACAAACUGCAGUCAAUGUUGUAACCAGUCUUAAGAAGACACAUAUUUGUAGCGACUGUGGCCGUGGAUUUACUCAAAGACAUGGUCUGUUCCAACACAGACAACGACACGCCAACGGAAGUUGCAAAGAAAAACCCUUUGCAUGUGAAAAGUGUGGUAAGAGUUUUGCGCAGAAAAAUCACCUCAUGCUUCAUGAGAGACAACAUAUGGAUUUACCAUCAAGAAGUACAAAAAACAAUCAAAAAAGCCUCCAGCGCAGGUCAGAUAGUGUGGAGCAGAUGGAUACAUCUAGUAACUCUGGACAACAGAUAGAGCAGAAUCAUCAGGGAGAGAGAACCACACAGAGCUCAGACAUUAUAAUGCAGAAUCACUCUGAUCAUCAGAGGGUCGAUAUGUUAAAUAUGCACUCGUCAAAGCCAUCCGAUGGCACUUCACAAAACGAGAAGGGAAACAUUAUGAUGAUGCAGACCAACCAUUCCGAUCUCCAAAGAGACUUGUUGAACCGACACAGUUCAGAAUCUUCGAGCGACAGGAAUUCACAGAUGCAUCAAGAUCUUAUAAAUAGGCAUACUUCUGACUCGACUGAUAGUACCUUACAACCUGACCAUCAGCGAGAACUGUUAAACAGACAUCCUUCAGAAUCUUCAGCAGAGAGGAGUAUGCAGAUGCAGCAGGCUCAUGCGGAUAGUCAUCUGAUCAGCCGACACAGUAACAAUCCAGUGCCAUUAAUAAGGAUGCACAACCGAGUGAGUCAGAGUGGGUUACAACAAGGCUCUAGCAGUCGGUCAAUGAUAACUCACCACCAUCACAUGGGUGGAGCUCAGAGCUCAGAGCAAAUCAUGCCUUGUCUGCACCCCGUGCCUAGUAAACAGUAUUAGCCAUAGCUUAGUACUUGUCAUUCUAAGCAAUAAAAAAGUAGUUAAAAUAGAGUGUACAUUAAAGUAUUGUUGCAUCAUGAAAAAGAAUUGUUAAAAAUCCAUAUCGUAACAAAAUAAGUACGGGACUGAUUGCUCUAAAGUCACAAUUCCUGUUUUAACCCUUUGAACUCUAUUGAUUAUUUAAUGAUUUGACUAUACCUAUUUUAAUAAUGUUUCACCUCAUAUAAUCAACUAUAAAAUCCAAAUUAUUUCAAAACAAGAGAAUGGUAGACUCACACACACAAAACAAGGGUAGUAAAAUGUAAGAUUUGAGGCAACUCGCAAAAAAUUCACCCAUCCUGUAAACUUCUAUCUUCUAUCCAAUCCGCUGUUUAUUUUAGGUGGGUGUCUCUUCCCACCAAGCUCUGCCACAAUAUACUGUGUUGUCAGAGAGAACCCUUAGAUUGCUCAGCCUGUGAUCUGACCCUUUAGUGUUGUAUAGGCCAACCAUAAUGGUCUACCGAAAUCCCAAGCUUAGUAGUUACGGACUAGCUUGCACUGAUGAAAGUACAAGUUUGGUUAUGUUAGUCUUGGGUCCCAUAAUAUAUCAUAGGAUAGCGUUCAAAUGGUUAACCAACAAACCUAGUUUGUUCUCUUCCAUAGUAUGUGGGUAGUGGGGAGUGGAAGAUAAAAUCAGAACUUCCUCUGGCAGCUUUAAACAGCCAAUAAUUUGGAAUGUAUAAUUUAAAUUAUAAUUGUCUAAUGUCAUUAGACUCAUGUAGUCAUUGAACACCCAAAGUCAUUUAAACAGCACAUUCUUAUAUAUUUUUGUAAAAACAGAUACAACAUGGCAAGUGCAAAUGUACCUAACUAGUUAUUAAAAUGAUUAAUCUGAUGAUGGUUCUCAGAAUAAUUUCGAUUGAACCAGUGGGUUUGUUUGUAAGUUUUGUCGCUUAAAAAAUCAAUAUUUUUUAGAGUUUUAAUACCUUGAAAAGUUGCUAAAUUAUAAGACCAAAACAGGAAAAAAUAAAAAAAGAUCGGUUGUUAUGUUCCGGUUGUGCAUGUGCUCUAAAGUUUGAAAAAAAAAAUUAAGAUUUUUAUUUUUUUUAUUUUUAAUAUGUAAUACAGUACCUAGUUGAAAAUAUCAUCUACAAGACUAAGGAAUUUAAAUUUAAAUUAUGGUAUUGUAUGUUACGAUCUUCUGGUCGUGCAUCAACUGCAAAUAUUGCAAAAGUCAAGAAAAAUGUCAUUUUGUACUAGUCUUAUUUAAAAUAUAAUUAUUAUGAAUAUCAAAAUGUAAUACUGAAAAUCUGUGUGUACACAUUCAGAUAGUAACUUAAAAAUCCAACUGAAAACGUCCGAAUUGAUCUUCCAGUUGCACAUAGCAAUACAAUAAUUCACUUGAGCGCGGAACUGUUUGGUCAGUGACCCACACGACGUCAUGUGAUAAGUUUCCGAAAUUGAAAAACAGGAUGGUGAUGAUAAUGUAUCCUUGUGCUCACCCUUCUAAAAUUGACGAUUCUAGUGACAGCAUAAUAGAGAGUAGGCUAUUUUCAAUACUCUAAAAAUUACUCUCUAAUGAGCCAACUAUUUUUUGUGGCAAAACAAGUACAAAUAAUGCAUUACUAAUUCCUAUAUAUGAAACUAUGGCCCAUUUUUACCCCAUAAACCCCUGUUCCCAUAGUCUGAUCAUGCUGGUUUUUCUAAUUUGUUUAUUGUAGGUUUACACAUUUAUACCAAAUUUCAUCAAAAUCAGAUAAUUUUUUUAUAUAAUAGUCUAAACAGGAGAUUUUCAUUAACACAAGCAAUAAGUAUGAUUGAGAUUUUGUAAGCGUAUGUAACUUUUUUUACAUUAGAUUGUUAGACCCACAUUAUUCUCCACCAAGUAUUCUUGUCCUGUUGUGAAGCACAGCAGAACAACUUAGUUCAUUAAUUUAAAGCCCAAUGAUCAGGGACAGCCGGGUCCAGUUUCAAACCAUCAAAAAGCUACUGACUUUACUCAGGAUUGUACCGGCAACCUUUUGAUUGUUAGGCAAGGUCUAAAACCACUCUGUCUACAGUGUAGGCCUAUGUGAAAAUUAUUGUGAAACAACAACUCGGCAAUUUGUGAACCCAGAGGUUGUCAAGUUAUACAGAACAAUAAAAUUUUUAAUAGGUUUUAAAUCGAAUACAUAACAGACUACUUUUUACUUUGGAGAAAGUAUUUGUUUCGUCAAAAUUUUUGAGUUUUGAGUGGAUAUAUCCAUUUUGGGCCCCCCUGAACCCAAAAAAGUGGUUUUCGAAGUGUGUGUGUCUGUAUGUGUGGAUGUGUACAGAGCUACAGACCACACCCGUAGUCCGAUUUUGAUGAAAUUUGCUAUGUAGGUACUAGUCAAUGGUAUCUCCAUGUGUUUUUUUUUCAUUUUUUUUAUUUUAGCAAAUUUCACAUAUAGGGAAUAAGCUAUUACCGUAGGUCUCAUGGUAAGACCUAGACGCAGGACCGAUUUACUUUUUCGUUUUGAGAUCCCCAGAGGCCAAAAACACCCUCCGUUCAAAUUCGUAUAUAUUUAUAUACAUGUGACCAUUAGCGAGAUAACUCAAGCAAAAAUGAUCCGAUUUUAAUCAAAAUUUGGUACUAACAUGUAAACUUAGUUUAUUUGAAUGAGUUAGCAAACCAGCAUGAUUGGACUAUGGGAAUGGGGGUUUUAUGGGGUAAAAAUUGGAUUUCCCAUUUUUGACAUUGAAAAUCAAAAUUUCACAAUUUCCAAACCAUUUUGUAGGGCUUAAAAAAAGAAAAAAAAUUUAAUUCAAAAUUCCCACAUUUUUCUUAUGGAGAAUAAAAAAACUUUUGUAGUUUGCUGGUUUAUGGAUGUAUUUUAAUCAAAUUUGGCAAUUUUGUUUAUUUCAUACUUAUGUUUAUAUUUUCACAUAUUGAGUGAGUAAAUGAUCUUCAAAGAAAUUUUGAAUAUACUAAAUGUUCUGAAAAAAGCCUCUGUACAUCCUGUUCGCUGUUGACUCUCGAAUUACCGGGUGUUGAGUUAGUGGGGUUUUACUGAACAGGUUUUUAGGAUAAAAAGUAUUAUUAGUAUAAGCAGGUCAUGUUGAUCAUGUAGAGAUAAUAAAAAUAACAGUCAAUCAUAAUAUUUUGAAUUGAGUUGUACAGCCAUAAUUAAACUAGUUUUAGAUACUAUUUUAUUAUAUCACUAAAAAUAAAAAAUAAAUUGAACCUAUAAAAAGGCUGCUUUGGCCUUUUUAGUAAACAAGAUUAGUAAAACAAUUAAAUUGUUAUAAGUUUAUGAGACCACUAAUUGUAAAACUUGAACUUUUCAUAAGAUGUUGAAAAAUUGGGUCAUUUUAAAAAGUUGAAUAGUGCUACUGAUUGGCCAAAACUUCUGUGCGGGUCGCUACUAGCCACACUAAAACAUACAGGUUAUUGGCACUGCUAGAGGUAGGAGUGAGUGAGUCAUGAUAAAGGUAGCAAGACACAAAUGUUUUCACAAAAGUAUCCCCUCGCCAAGACUUGACCAGAUCUGACCACACUCACAUAAAUUUUGGCCAAACUGUCCUGGAAAAUUUGCUAUCUCUACAUUAACUUAGGCUUUUUUAAAUGACAAAUUAUAACCAAUGAAGUUCAUAUCGACUUAACUGUAAUUUUAAUGACACACUUCAAACAAUAUUAUUAUUACUCUUACUAUGACAUUUUAAGAGCCCUUGGAUGUUAGCGACCAUCGUGGAUACUUACAAACAGCUGCUGAAGAGUUAUUAAUCAUUAAAAAAUAAACACCAAAGUGAUCAUAGUUUAUAUCUAGGACACUGUAAGAUUAUAAAUUUUCUUUGUAGUUUUGAAUUUUCUUCCAAGGGAGUCCAUUAAAGCUGACAGAAAUCUUGGAUUUGCCUGCCAUAAGAGCAAUGUUAAUUUUGUUAAUUUCAAACAGCCACUAAAGAGGUAUUCACUAUCUCAACAUGUUUUUUUAAACACAAGAGUGAUUGUAAUUUAAAUAUCUAGUGCACUGUGGGAUAAGAAUGUUCUUUUCAGUUUUUUUAAUUGUUUUAUGUGUUGAAACAUCUAACGUCUAGGCUCCAAGGACUCUUUAGACAAUAUUGCCAGCUAAGCAAUUAGUGUCACAGAUUUUGCUGGUAAAGGGAGGAGAAACUCCCCUGAGUUUCCUAAGUUUGUGGUAGAAUUAAAUGUUCUACCUACUGUAUGAAAUAAUAGGUUGUACUGUACAUCUAAUUAUGAAACAAAUAUAAAACUAAAUAACUUCUUGAUCAGCAUUGUACGUGUUAUUAAAUUUACGGAAAGUAAAUAAAGAUACGUCUUAUAACACUUAAAACAUAUAUUUACGCUUAUACUGUUACUCACAAGACGGUAAAUAUACAAAA